AUGACCUUACGAUCAAGACCUUCGACCUAUGAACAUUUUCUCCUCUCCUUUCCCUGUGAAAGGGUCGUUCAAGUUACUUUGAACAGACCGGAAAAGCUCAAUUCCAUUACAAAAGAGACGAGCAGUAAGAUUGCAGAAAUAUGGGACCUUUUCGAUCAAGAUGAGUCCCUAUGGGUUGGAAUCAUCACAGGCAGUGGAAGGGCGUUUUGCACCGGAGCCGACCUCGGAGAAUGGAAUGAGAUGGUGCGUUCUGGCGUCGUGAAUGACAUGUCCCCGCCAGGCCUUGCCGGUCUCCCCCGUCGAAGUGGGAAGAAGCCCAUCAUAGCCGCCGUCAACGGGAUAUGUAUGGGCGGUGGGUUUGAGAUGGUUGCCAACUGUGAUCUUGUGAUUGCCUCCUCUACGGCUACCUUUGCUCUGCCGGAAACAAAGCGCGGAAUUGUGGCAGUAGCUGGAUGUCCCUCGAUUGACGCGUACUAUCGGCCUGCAACUACAUUAUACGACUGGGGCCUCAUCACCCGCCUUAUCGACCCCGGCACCAAUAUUGCGCAAGCUGCCGCCAAACUCGCCGGUCAGAUAUGCCAGAACAGCCCCGAUGCAACAAUUGUGGGUCGCCAGGGUGUCCGCCUAAGCUGGGAAGCAGGCAGUGCCGAAGACGCGGUGACUACCCUCGCCAAGGACUGGUACCCGCGGCUCUGUGCUGGAGAGAAUUUUGCGGAAGGGAUCCGAGCAUUUGUGGAGAAGAGGUCACCCAACUGGGUCAAUUCCAAACUGUGA
Penicillium chermesinum is the source of this 774-nucleotide messenger RNA. Its product is annotated as enoyl-CoA hydratase/isomerase family protein. The record is from RefSeq and is a predicted model, not a curated record. Gene Ontology annotation, cellular component: mitochondrion. Gene Ontology annotation, biological process: fatty acid beta-oxidation. Gene Ontology annotation, molecular function: enoyl-CoA hydratase activity. Bases 1 to 774 code for a protein of 257 amino acids. The transcript is spliced from 3 exons. Lineage: Eukaryota; Fungi; Ascomycota; Eurotiomycetes; Eurotiales; Aspergillaceae.